Molecule: messenger RNA, 1566 nt
Organism: Chinchilla lanigera (long-tailed chinchilla)
Lineage: Eukaryota; Metazoa; Chordata; Mammalia; Rodentia; Chinchillidae
Gene: Tmem59
Product: transmembrane protein 59
Exons: 8
Coding region: 100-1074 (324 amino acids)
Biological process (GO): positive regulation of autophagy
Cellular component (GO): late endosome; lysosome
Source: RefSeq, a predicted model, not a curated record
GGCGACCAGCGGGGCUGGGAGAGGGGGCUGGCCCCGGAAGGAGGCGAAACCUGAAAAGAAAACAGCAACCAGCUGAGCCGCGGUGACAGAGGGAACAAGAUGGCGGCGCCGAAGGGGAACCUCUGGGUCCGGACCCAGCUGGGGCUCCCACCGCUGCUGCUUCUGACCAUGGCCUUGGCCGGAGGCUCGGGGACCGCCUCGGCCGAAGCGUUCGACUCGGUCUUGGGCGAUACGGCGUCCUGCCACCGGGCCUGUCAGCUGACGUACCCCUUGCACACCUACCCCAAGGAAGAGGAGUUGUAUGCAUGUCAGAGAGGUUGCAGGCUGUUUUCAAUUUGUCAGUUUGUGGAUGAUGGAAUUGAAUUAAAUCGGACCAAACUGGAGUGUGAAUCUGCAUGUACAGAAGCAUAUUCCCAAUCUGAUGAGCAAUAUGCUUGCCAUCUUGGUUGCCAGAAUCAGCUGCCAUUCGCUGAAUUGAGACAAGAACAACUUAUGUCCCUGAUGCCAAAAAUGCAUCUGCUCUUCCCUCUGAUGCUGGUGCGGUCCUUCUGGAGUGACAUGAUGGACUCUGCACAGAGCUUCAUCACUUCUUCCUGGACUUUCUAUCUCCAAGCUGAUGAUGGAAAAAUAGUUAUAUUUCAGUCUAAGCCAGAAAUUCAGUAUGCACCACAGUUGGAACAGGGGCCUACAAAUUUGAGAGAAUCAUCUCUAAGCGAAAUGUCCUCAGAUCUGCAAAUGAGAAGCUCAAAAGCACACAGAAGCUAUCUUGAAGAUGGAGAAAGUGAUGGAUUUUUAAGAUGCCUCUCUCUGAAUUCUGGAUGGAUUCUAACCAUGACUCUUAUCCUCUCUGUGAUGGUUCUGCUCUGGAUCUGUUGUGCAGCUGUUGCUACAGCUGUGGAGCAGUACGUUCCCUCUGAGAAACUGAGUAUCUAUGGUGACUUGGAGUUUAUGAAUGAACAGAAGCUAAACAGAUACCCGGUGUCUUCUCUUGUGGUUGUUAGAUCUAAAACUGAAGAUCAUGAAGAAGCGGGUCCUUUACCUACAAAAGUGAAUCUUGCUCAUUCGGAAAUUUAAGCUUUUUCUUUCUUUUUUUUUUUUUUUAAAGAAAAUUGUCAUAGACACCUGAAAUUCCAUUCCUCACAGAACCUUUUAAAUGGUUUCAUUGGAUAUAGGCCUUAAGAAAUCAUCAUAAAUGCAAAUAAAGUUACCCAAAUCUGUGAAGACUGUAUUUGCUGUAACUUUACCUGUAUUUUUUUCUAGUAAUUUAAGACACGGAUAUUUGGGGUUGUAUUUUUAUUUUACUAAUAUCUGUAGCUACUUGGCUAGUUGCAUUGUUUUCCUCUCUUAGCCAAACUCUCUGAGCCAAUCAUUGUUCUUCCCCACUCCUGCCAUCAUACUGUCAGUCAUCCUAGCUAACAAGCUGAAUACUUAGUAGGAAUGAUGCUUCUGCUCAGAAAUGGCCCACAGAUCUGUACAUCAUUGAAAUUUAGUAGGAAAUGCUGUUUAAUGACACUACAUUUUCAGUUGUAUUGAACUGAAAUCAUUAAAGUUUUAUUUGAAUAACUA